Anopheles aquasalis is the source of this 472-nucleotide messenger RNA. RefSeq names its product Signal peptidase complex subunit Spase12 (gene Spase12). Gene Ontology annotation, biological process: protein targeting to ER. The record is from RefSeq and is a predicted model, not a curated record. Gene Ontology annotation, cellular component: signal peptidase complex; membrane. Lineage: Eukaryota; Metazoa; Arthropoda; Insecta; Diptera; Culicidae.
GGUGAGCCCCUCGCGUUUGCGGAACACCGACGUGUUUUGUUGUUGUACACUUGGCAAGAAAGUUGAUCGAGCCGGAAAACGAUUUAAAGAUGUUCGAUAUUGCAACGCAUAUGGACUUUGAGGGACAAGGAAGGGCCGAAAAGCUGUCCCGUAUCAUUAUCACUCUGUUCGGAGGAGUUGGCCUGAUUUGGGGCUACAUCAUCCAGCAGUUCUCGCAAACUGUCUACAUUCUGAUCGCCGGCGUACUGUUGGCCUCGAUUCUAACCAUUCCACCAUGGCCGAUCUACCGCAAGAAGCCUCUGAACUGGCAGAAGGCUCGACCAGACCCGCACCAGCCCCAAGCACAGAGUUCAACCGAUGAUACGAAAAAGAAAAAGAAAAACUAACCAGCUUACUACGGCAUUGCGUGGUGUUUAAUAGAACAGUAAUAAAGUGUCGAAACUGUGGCUCUCGGUCUACCACCAACAACGCA